GAUUUCGGCUCAGAUUUUGUUAUACAUAUAUUUAUUUUUUUUUACAAAUGUUUCUUAACUUUUAUCGGAGCCGAAAAUAUGUGUUUAAAAAUGUAUCGUUUGCAAAAUCCUAGUGAGAAAUGUUACGCAUACGUGACAUUGAUGUGCCAUUUGAGGGGACGACUCAAAACAGAUCAACGAAGAAAACUUAUUUGCUGACGGGCAUUUUCUUUCUAUUGGCGGCUUUUCAAUGGUUCUUUAUAUUGGCAUUCGUUCAAUCCGAUAUGUCACGUUGGAGCACUGUCCUGAUAAUGAGUGCCUUCCUUCUGGUAACCGUAUUCCAUUCACUUUCGCCCCUUCGCUAUGUCUAUCCAUAUAAUUACAUUCUAAUGCUGAUUAUAACUGAGCUUAUGAUUUUGGGCACCGGAGCCAUGUGCAGUAUUCAGUCCUUAGAGCUAAUGGUUGCUGUGAUAGCCAUUAUUUUCUUUAUCUGGAUAUGCCUGGUGGCCUUUGGCGCUGUCGUCCAUCAAUAUGUACAGUUGAAUCCCUUGUGCUUUCUAACCAUCAUCUUUCUAAGCUUUAUGGCUACUGUAAUGUUAAUCUAUAUGCAACUUGUAUUGGAUACCCAAACCGUAUUACAUUUGUGUCGCAUCCUUGUUUGCUAUUCAAUUGUGGCUGUUAUCAUCUAUCAUUCGGCGAUCUUACAUAGCAGUGAAGCUAGUCUUUUUCAGGAGGAUUACAUAUUGUCCGGACUGCUGCUUUUUGUCGACUACAUUUGUCUAUUCAUACUGGGCAUAAUGUAUGUACAAUACAAAAAUGACACAAACAUAAAGCCCGGACAAGUGACAUAGUCCUUAUUUUAUUAAAAAAUAGAGAUCUAUAGAUCUGAAAUGAGCGGCUUUUCAUUGAAUGAAGAAUACUCCGCACUUUACUGGGCAAAUGGAAAAUUAAAUGGCUCUACCCACUCAUUAAGCUCAGUUUGUUGAGUUCCUGGAACUGGAAGGAGAAAAGGCAACAUUGAAAUUGCUAAAGAACUAAGGAUAAAUCAAAGAGAAGAAAUCCUUUUGGCUAUAUCUGAGAUAUUGCGGAACUUUAAAAAGUAGUCAAAUCUCAGACGUGUAAGCACUUUUGAAUUAUAACAACCCAUUGUCCUUGGUUUUUCAAGGGCUUUUAGAAAUGUCUGGCAUUGAAAAAAUGUAAUAAAUAUCCCCAAAUUUUAAAACAUUUGGCGCAAGUGGUAAAAAGAGCCCAAUUUCAAAGCCAAAAUGGUCCUAUAGAUAGAUUAUUUUUCUAAUAGAAUCCAGAGAACGUCUCGUCAGCUAUGUCAGACAAAACUUAUUGUAGUAAAUUUUAUAAACACUCA
This is a messenger RNA of Drosophila willistoni, 1342 nucleotides long. RefSeq lists its product as uncharacterized. The record is from RefSeq and is a predicted model, not a curated record. The transcript has a single exon. Bases 120 to 830 code for a protein of 236 amino acids. Lineage: Eukaryota; Metazoa; Arthropoda; Insecta; Diptera; Drosophilidae.